Thelazia callipaeda (thelaziosis nematode) is the source of this 1437-nucleotide messenger RNA. The record is from the annotation of a GenBank genome assembly. Lineage: Eukaryota; Metazoa; Nematoda; Chromadorea; Rhabditida; Thelaziidae.
AUGGAUGAACUUCAAGCGUGUACAUCGAUGGAUGUAAUGGAAAAUGACACUGCUGAAAAGACUGAUGACACUGUAAUCGAUUGGUUUUUUUCUCAAGUGAAAGGGAAUGUCGAGCCAGAUGGAGGUAUUACUAGCGACGCGGAUAUCAUAUCUUGCGUCGAGUUUUCUCAUGACGGUGAAUUCCUAGCUGCUGGAGAUAAAGGUGGAAGAGUUGUAAUAUUUCAGCGUGAUCAAAGUGGAAAAUUUGUGAAUGGUCAGCGUUCAACUGAUUAUAAUGUUUAUUCAACUUUCCAAUCUCAUGAGCCGGAAUUUGAUUAUUUGAAGUCUCUUGAAAUAGAAGAGAAAAUUAAUCAAAUUAAAUGGCUAAAAAGAAAAAAUGCUGCCAAUUUCAUCCUUUCAACGAAUGAUAAGACGAUAAAAUUGUGGAAAAUUUCUGAAAGAGAGAAAAAGGUUGCCGAAGGCGGUUGGAAUCUUACCCGAAACGCAGAUGGUACCCUUGAUGGGAAGCGAAGUUUCAGUGGUGAGCUUAAAUUGCCGAAAUUAGUACCUAUGGAAUUAAUUGUGGAAGCAUCGCCUCGGCGAGUCUAUGGCAAUGCUCAUACUUACCAUAUCAAUUCCAUCAGUGUCAAUUCAGAUCAGGAAAUUUUUUUGUCAGCGGAUGAUUUGCGAGUAAACAUAUGGCAUCUUGAAAUCACUAAUGAAAGCUUUAAUAUAGUCGAUAUCAAGCCAGUCAACAUGGAGGAAUUAACAGAAGUUAUUACUGCUGCUGAAUUUCAUCCUACUCAAUGUCACUGGUUUGUAUAUAGCUCUUCAAAAGGAUCAAUUCGACUGUGUGACAUGCGCGAUCGAGCUUUGUGCGAUGUUCACGCCAAAAUGUUUGAAGAGCCGGAGGAUCCAGCUAGUCGUUCAUUCUUUUCGGAAAUUAUUGCUUCAGUAUCUGAUGUGAAAUUUUCCCACAAUGGGAGAUAUCUCCUCACAAGAGAUUACUUGACCGCUAAAGUUUGGGAUUUGAAUAUGGAGUCGGCACCGGUCGAAACAUAUCCUGUUCACGAUUAUUUACGCUCAAAGCUUUGUACACUUUAUGAGAAUGAUUCUAUUUUUGAUAAAUUUGAAGUUGAUUGGAGUGGCAAUGAUAGCCACAUCUUGACUGGGUCGUACAACAAUUUUUUCCGAUCUUUCACGAGACCGAUUAAUGGCGAAACAUCGGCACAAGUUGAAAGACCACAUGUGCGUUUACAAACUCGUCGAGUAUUGUCUGCUGGUGCUGCGCGAGUAAAUAAAAAGCGUGUUCAGGCAGGAGAUGUACAAGCGGAUGAAGAUGUUAGUGCAGAUAGUCUUGAUUUUACCAAGAAGAUUUUACAUACGGCUUGGCAUCCUAAAGAAAAUAUCAUUGCUCUGGCGGCAACCAAUCGCCUUUACAUUUUUCAGGAUAACUAA